UUUUCAUAACCGUUUAAAUAAUUUACGCUUUAUUUAUAUAUUUAAAUUAACUUUAGAAUUACACUCGAUCGUCCGUUUUAUAUUUCCAAGUCGUACGACACGAUGAACACCAUGUGUUUGAAUUACGUCUUAUUUUCACUUAUGAUUUUAAUCGACGACCGUUUUGCGAAUUGCAAAAUUAAUUCCAUGCAAUACAAAAAGUACGUCAUCCACGUGGCCAAUCAUUUCUGUGAUCAGCCGGGAUGGACGUUGAUGGCACACGUACGGGCCAAUGUGGGACGUUUAAGCGGAUAUCCGAUACACGAAGUGCUGGACGACGAAGAGACCAGACACGAUUACAUACAGGUACUGAAUAUCGUGACUUUUUCGCUUAAUAUCAGGUACACCGAAGUACUGUGGUACUUCAACGCGACGAUUAAACGCGUCAUAGACAAGUGCGGCUUUUAUUUGGAAACGGCAAACGCGAAACAUUUCAAUAAUUGUACCGUUCUGCUUUACAGUGCGGUGACAAUGUCGGCCGACAUGUUCGGCAAACUGUUCGACGCCAUGCAGUUUAUUAGCCAGAUAAAUUUGAAAAUCAUCAAUGUCAAUAUGGACUGUCUGUCGACCAUAACAAACGACAUCAAACCGUUUUAUGAAUUCGCCAAUUCCAAAACGAAUCGGAAUCCGUCCGAAUUAUCGGCGGCUGGCGACGGAGAUAUUAUUCGCGAGUUUGAAAACAUUAAAAGCUUCUUUGGAAAUGUUAAACAGAUAAACGACUUACGGCGGCUCGUGAAUAGCAACAGUUUUUAUAUGUUUAUUAAUAAAAAUGACGUUCCGCCGUAUUUGCGAACACUGUACGAAGAAGAAGCUCCAAAUGAAUUCGACGAGUCUGACCUCCACGUUAUUGUAAACUCACUGAUAACUUUCUACGGUCAGACGAUAAAAAACGAUUACCAAGACGUCGGCUUUGUGGAAUUGUUGGAUCCCGACAACUCCAAUUUCAGGCCUCCUCAAGACGAAGAAGAAAAUAUUGCUAUAAUUCUAAACUCGAUUUUGAAAAGCAACGGUUGGAACAAUCUGAAUUACAUAAUGCUUAGAGAUAAGAGUAAAUAUUUAACGGUUAGCGAUGUCGUAAACCUCGUAAACGUGGACGACAAUUGGAUCAAACGUAAAUAUCUGUCGAAACUCUUGCGUUGCAGGUACACCGAGAUACUCCAAUCUUUCAUCGAUAAGUUGGACUCGCUGAUAUUUAUUUGUACAGGCGAACGGGAUAGCUACAACAGGACCGAGUUUAUUCGUUGCGCCAUUCGGCUGUACGAUACGAUCAACAGGUCCGGUCGCAUGUUCGAUCGAAUGUCGUCCGCGCUGGCCACCGUAAGGAAAGCGACCAAUCAUACUUCCAGAAAUAAACCGUUGGUCAUCGAAAAUCUGGUCGACGACGUUUCCGCGUUCAUCGAGAAAUCGUCGAAAACGUACCCUGCCGAAAGAUUUGUCGUCGACCCAAACCGCACCAGCGACAGGUCCGUGGCCGGUGAUUAUAUGAACGCGGUUUCAGAUUUCCGUUUAACGGCCUUUUUUCCAAAGUUGAAGACGGUGGAUGUGUACUAUCGGAAAGACUGCCUGUUGGUAAGAGAUCCUUCGGCCCCGACCUUUACGAUCGAAAUGGACGGAGCCAAAGACGGGCCGUCGUCUGACGACCCGAUCGAACUCAUAUGUGCGAAACUCAACAGUUUCUACGAGAAAGUCGUGUUAAACGAUUAUGAAAAUCUCGGUUUUCAAUAAAUUACAAGCCAAUUGUUUAUCGAUGCACUUUGUGUACAACGGCUCACACUUAUAAUACACUUAGUACAUUUUUUAUUCACGUACACGUCUCUACGCGUUUACAAAUUACAUGAAUUUAAUAAUACUAUUAUGCAUUAUAUAUAUAUACUAAUUAUAAAAAUGGUUAAAUUCGACUGAAUAAUAUAUCGUUUUAAUUGUA
This is a messenger RNA of Daktulosphaira vitifoliae (grape phylloxera), 1963 nucleotides long. RefSeq lists its product as uncharacterized. NCBI's taxonomy places the organism in Eukaryota, Metazoa, Arthropoda, Insecta, Hemiptera, Phylloxeridae. The record is from RefSeq and is a predicted model, not a curated record. The coding region runs from base 103 to 1764 and encodes 553 amino acids. The transcript is spliced from 2 exons.